Molecule: messenger RNA, 2177 nt
Organism: Periophthalmus magnuspinnatus
Lineage: Eukaryota; Metazoa; Chordata; Actinopteri; Gobiiformes; Gobiidae
Product: LIM and senescent cell antigen-like-containing domain protein 1
Exons: 11
Coding region: 162-1478 (438 amino acids)
Biological process (GO): positive regulation of integrin-mediated signaling pathway; cell-cell adhesion; cell-cell junction organization
Cellular component (GO): cytoplasm; focal adhesion; cell-cell junction
Source: RefSeq, a predicted model, not a curated record
UGAUGUGGGUGUGCAUUCACUUUGGUGGGCGUGUUUCUUAAACAGAGAGAGUAGUCCCUCUUUUCACUGGCCAGCUCUAUAUUCGUUUACAACUUUCUGGAUAGCAUUUUGGGCCAACACACCCUUAUUAUAACAACUUUGGGAUUGAAUUCUGGAUAAUAAUGGAGGUGAAUGGGCGGCACUUGCCUCCAUCUAUACCAGAAGAUGGAGAGAUCUCGGACCAUGUACUUCAAGGAGAAAUGAACGGAUAUCAUCAUCGCUUUCAGGACAUGGGAGAGGCAGAGGUCCCAGUAUCCAAAUCCCAAAGAAGGAAAAGUGAUGUCAAAGUCUAUAAGGAGUUUUGUGAUUUUUAUGCUAAAAUGAACAUGGCUAAUGCGUUGGCCAAUGCCAUCUGUGAGCGCUGUAAGAGCGGAUUUGCUCCGGCCGAGAAGAUUGUCAAUAGCAACGGAGAGCUGUACCACGAGCAGUGCUUUGUGUGCGCCCAGUGUUUCCAGCAAUUUCCUGAAGGACUCUUCUAUGAGUUUGAAGGAAGAAAGUACUGUGAACAUGAUUUCCAGAUGCUUUUCGCUCCGUGCUGUCACCAGUGUGGUGAGUUCAUCAUCGGGCGAGUGAUCAAAGCCAUGAACAACAGCUGGCACCCGGACUGUUUCUGCUGCGACAUCUGCCAGGCCGUGCUCGCUGAUGUGGGCUUUGUCAAAAAUGCUGGCAGGCACUUGUGUCGCCCGUGUCAUAACCGGGAAAAGGCUCGGGGCCUCGGGAAAUACAUCUGUCAAAAGUGUCAUGCCAUUAUUGACGAGCAGCCACUGCUUUUCAAGAAUGACCCGUACCACCCCGACCACUUCAACUGCAACAACUGCGGGAAGGAGCUGACCGCUGAUGCCCGUGAACUGAAGGGGGAGCUCUACUGUCUGCCUUGUCAUGAUAAAAUGGGCGUCCCGAUCUGUGGAGCCUGUAGGAGGCCCAUUGAGGGCCGUGUGGUUAAUGCUAUGGGCAAACAAUGGCACGUGGAGCAUUUUGUGUGUGCUAAGUGUGAGAAACCUUUCCUGGGACACCGUCACUAUGAGCGUAAAGGACUGGCCUACUGUGAGACCCACUACAACCAGCUGUUUGGAGAUGUUUGCUACCACUGCAACCGUGUCAUUGAAGGAGAUGUGGUGUCUGCCCUUAACAAGGCCUGGUGUGUCAACUGUUUUGCCUGCUCCACCUGCAACACCAAGCUCACCCUCAAGGAAAAGUUUGUGGAGGUGGAUUUGAAGCCGGUUUGUAAACACUGCUACGAGCGCCUCCCAGAUGACAUGAGGAGGCGUCUGGCUAAGCGUGAACGUGACUUGAAAGAUAAGAAGAAGAAAUUAUUGAUACCCAUGAACAAGUUUGUGGAGUUUGACAUGAAGCCAGUCUGUAAGAAGUGCUAUGAGAAAUUUCCCCUGGAGCUGAAGAAACGACUGAAGAAGCUGUCAGAAACUGUUGCACGUAAAUGAAAAAUAAAAACAAUGAGACGUGCGCCCAGAUGACAAUCAUUUGAAUAAUAUUUGAAUGUUUUGUUUUGAAGAGGUCACCAUUAUUUUCAUUUCAUUUGAUUAACUUCUUAUUGUGCCUUUUAACCUUACACUUUUCUCAGAAGCUUGCCUUAUUACACUACUACAUUAUUUAUCAUGUUGCAAAUGGUCAUGUAUUUCAUAGAAAAGGACAGUCCAAUAUUAGUUUGUGCCUUAAAGGUGCACUGUGUAACUUUGCUGGUGGAGGGUUCACCUGCACCCCCUGCUUUUCAAGGUAUUUUUGUGAAAUAAAAUACCUAUAAAUUAAUACAUGCAAGAUAGAUAACUUAAAUGCCAUACUGUGGAACAUUCCAGGCACUGCAAUAACAUCCCCAUGGAGACAAGCAGGUAGCAGAAAUUUACAUAGUGCACCCUCACUAUAUAUUUAUGCCACAUAUGUGUGUAUAUAUGUUUGCCUUAUGACACCAGCUUGUAUUAAAUGUAUGUAUUAUUUGUGCACAUUUUACAUAGUAUCAUGCAUGGUUACUGUACUGUACUGGUUAAUGUAACAUAUUUUCUUUAUCCAGCCAAAUGUUACUAUAAUGAACUCACACAAUGUAUAUACAAAUCUGUAGUAGUAGCCUAUUUAUGCAAAAUAAUGACACCAAAGUUCAUUUUUAAAUAAAGUUAUUGUUAUAACUU